Molecule: messenger RNA, 2921 nt
Organism: Acipenser ruthenus (sterlet)
Lineage: Eukaryota; Metazoa; Chordata; Actinopteri; Acipenseriformes; Acipenseridae
Product: oxytocin receptor-like
Exons: 3
Coding region: 119-1198 (359 amino acids)
Biological process (GO): positive regulation of vasoconstriction; G protein-coupled receptor signaling pathway; regulation of systemic arterial blood pressure by vasopressin
Cellular component (GO): membrane
Molecular function (GO): peptide binding; vasopressin receptor activity
Source: RefSeq, a predicted model, not a curated record
GCCCGUGAUACAUUACAGUUUAAAUCGGAAUAAUUUCCGUAGGAUUCUACACCUCUCAAAAAAGAAGAAAAUCGUGCAUAUAUCUGUAAAGACCUGGACCGAUUCAGCUAGACUUUCUAUGAUGGCAUUAUUUGUUCAAAACAUCAGCAACUUUAGCCUAGAAAUGGAGACGCAGCAGGACCUGCACAGAAACGAGAGCCUUGCCUACAUUGAAGUCGCGCUUCUGUGCGUGAUAUUCUUGUGCGCUUUGGGUUUAAAUUCGGGGAUCCUCGUUAUCCUCUGGAAGAGACGGAAGCAGGUUUCCAGAAUGCGCGUUUUUGUGCUACACCUUUGCUUGGCAGAUCUCGUGGUGGCUUUUUUCCAAGUUUUUCCACAACUUUUUUGGGACAUAACAGACAGAUUUGUUGGCCCCGACGUGGUGUGCAGGCUAGUAAAGUAUUUGCAGAUUGUAGGCAUGUUUGCUUCGACAUACAUGAUUGUGGUGAUGACCCUGGACCGCUACCAGGCGAUAUGCAAACCCAUGGUGACUUUUCAAAGAAAGAGAGCCCGCUGGAACGCCCCGGUUUGCGUGGCUUGGGGCAUCUCUUUGGUCGGAAGCCUCCCUCAGAUUUUCAUAUUUUCCAAGGCUGAAGUUUCACCGGGAGUGUUUGACUGUUGGGCUAAGUUUAUAGAGCCGUGGGGACUGAAAGCGUAUGUGACGUGGAUAACACUGGUAAUUUUCAUUUGUCCUAUCCUUACCGUGAUAGUCUGCCAGGUGCGAAUCUGCCGCGCUAUCCAGAUAAACCUGUACACAAAGACGCACCAGCACAAAGAGAACGCCGCUAAGACACCCCUUCCUUCAAGGGCUAGCAGCAUCACAGGAGUGUCUAAAGCUAGAAUCAAGACUGUGAAAAUGACAGUGGUGAUUGUAAUGGCUUACAUCUUCUGCUGGGCGCCGUUCUUCAUCGUACAGCUGUGGUCUGUCUGGGAUGAAAAUGCCCCCACCGAAACUGCUACAUUUACCAUCUUAAUGCUGCUGGCAAACCUGAACAGCUGCACGAACCCCUGCAUCUACCUGCUCUUCAGCGGCCCGCUGCCCAGGAGACUAGCCACCCUGCUCUGCACAGGACGCCCCGGUCUGAAGGAGUCGGUGCCGGAAGAAAACACUAUCAUCAGCACCCUCUACCUGAGCCUCAGGAGCCUCUCCGACUCACGAUAGAUGGCCUUUUCUUUAAGGGAAGCUGUAUAUAGUAUCAUUAUUUUAAAUGCACAGUCAGACCUACAACGUUUGAAUUGCAAAGGACUUACUUCAAAUACAGAGUUUUUAGAUGCUGAGUUUUUUUUUCUUUCUGAAAUACAACAAGAAUAUAAGAGAUAUGGCAGCAGGUUGUUUUAAGUUUUCUAAAUUAUGUUUUAAGUGAUGUAUUAUUAUUUAUUAUUAUUUAUUUCUUAGCAGACGCCCUUAUCCAGGGCGACUUACAAUCGUAAGCAAAAACAUUUCAAGCGUUACAAUACAAGUAAUACAAUAAGAGCAAGAAAUACAAUAAAACAAGUAAAGUACAAGUUUGACAAACCACAAUUCAAUAAUACAGCAGGUAAUAGUGAUAGUUACAUCAGGAUAUGAUUAAAUAGUGAUAGUUACAUCAGGAUGUGAUUAAAUACAAAGUACUACAGGUUAAAAACUUGGCAGAUUACAGUAUUCUGAAGUACAGGAUUAAAUGCAGUAAAAUAGGGGCUGAUAAGAGCAAAAUAAAGCACAUUUACAUGAAGAGUGAUAGUGUCCCAGGAUACAAACAGAGGAGUUCUACAGGUGCUCUUUGAAGAGGUGAGUCUUAAGGAGGCGCCGGAAUGUGGUCAGGGACUGGGCAGUCCUGACAUCUGUAGGAAGGUCAUUCCACCACUGCGGAGCAAGGGUGGAGAAGGAGCGGGCUUUGGAGGCAGGGGAGCGUAGCGGUGGUAGAGCUAGUCUUCUAGUGCAGGCGGAGCGGAGAGGUCGAGUGGGGGAUGUAUAUGUUUACAGUGUGUAGAUUAGUGCAUGCCUGCUAGACUGAACAUACAAUAUACCGUCUUACGUUGAGUGUAACAAUUUGUAAAGGAUCUGCAAAACUAAUCAAUUUGCCUGCUUAAGUGACUAGGAAUAAACAUCCAAUUGAUAAAUGCUAACAGGGUCCCUUACUGUGAAUACAGAAACGGACAGAUACAGCAUAGUGACUGUUCUUCAUUCAACAUUAACAAUUAGCCUCAAGCAAGGUAAACGAAAUAAUGUUAUUAGUGAGUGGCGUAUCUUUUAUGAGCUUUGAAAAUACAAAAUGUGUAUGUGCUUUGCCGUCAUUAUUGAGGAAAUGUUACCUUUGAGAAAACAUUGGAUUGUAAAAUAGACAUAGUAUUAUAUUUAAUUUGUAGCACGUUUCAGCUGUAUCGCUUUACUUUGCAGAUUAAUGAUAGAUAAAUCUGACAAAAUAACAGUGUCCCUACCAGUCAAACAGUGUAAGCCAAACGUUUAAGAAUUAAACAUACCUCGUAGGUAACAGAUUUUAAACACACCUUUGUGUUCAUUUUAAUUAUUUGAGAAUAUGCUUUAGACGCACAAAAGACACAAGUGUAACCAAAAUAAACGUAUAUAAAGGUAGGAAAGAGGUUCUACAGCCAUGCACCCGUGAGAACUUAUGCCUAACCUUCCAGAAACAACAAAGAGCAUUUCUAAUAAUAAUUCAGACAUUACGUGCUUAGCUAAAUAUCAAACAUAUUUGUUUUUGAGUAGACAGGCUUUUUUUAAUCUGUUAAUGUGUUUUCUUUUCUUUUCUUUUUUUUAAAUAUGUAUUGUUGCCAAUUUACAACUAGUGGAAUAGCGGUAGCUACGUGUUUGUUAAACGUAUUUUAAUACUGUUUUCUAUUUUUUCAUUGUGUUUUGUGAAUGUAUUGAACUAAAAUGUCGAGUCAAU